Molecule: messenger RNA, 1775 nt
Organism: Onychostoma macrolepis
Lineage: Eukaryota; Metazoa; Chordata; Actinopteri; Cypriniformes; Cyprinidae
Product: CREB-binding protein-like
Exons: 4
Coding region: 303-926 (207 amino acids)
Biological process (GO): positive regulation of transcription by RNA polymerase II
Cellular component (GO): transcription regulator complex; histone acetyltransferase complex
Molecular function (GO): chromatin DNA binding; histone acetyltransferase activity; transcription coactivator activity
Source: RefSeq, a predicted model, not a curated record
CAGGUUUCUUUGAUGAAUAGAAAGUUCAGAAGAACAGCAUUGAUCUGAAAUAUAAAUAUUUUGUCUUUAUCCUCAUUUUUGAUCAAUUUAAAGCAUCCUUGCUAAAUAAAAGUAUUAAUUUCCAUAAUUUCUUUCCCAAAAAACAAAACAAAAAUUAUACUGACUCCAAUCUUUUGAAUGGUGUAUUAAUGUUACUAAAGCUUUUUUAUUUCAGAUAAAUGCUGAUCUUUGGAUCUUUCUAUUCAUCAAAGAAUCCAUUAAUAAUAAUAAAUAUUUCUUGAGCAGCAAUUCAGCAUAUUAGAAUGAUUUCUGAAGGAUCAUGUGACACUGAAGACUGGAGUAAUGAUGCUGAUCAUUUAUCUUUGAUUUUUUCAGUUUGUGACGCAAGUACAUCGAUGACGCGUCGAAAUCACGUGAUGCUUCAUUUAAAUUCCUGUCCAGCUGUGAGCUCGCGCAGCUGUUUGUUUCCCGGUUGUAAAAGUUCAGGUAAUGUCACAUUGCAUCGCUUUCCCUGCGAGCUGCCCUAUUUCGAGGGUGAUUUUUGGCCCAAUGUUUUGGAGGAAAGCAUCAAGGAGCUGGAAAAAGAGGUGGAGCAGUGGAAGAAGAAUACAGCCACCUCUGAGACAACAGAGGGAAUCCAAGCUGACCGCAAGAACGCCAAAAAGAGUAGCGCGAGCCGUGCAAACAAGAAGAAGCCUGGGAUGCCGAAUGUAGCUAAUGAUCUGUUCCAGAGGCUAUAUGCAACAAUGGAGAAGCACAAAAAGUUGUUCUUCGUGAUCCCCCUGCAUGCUGGUCCAGAUAUCAACACCCUGCCUCCAAUAAUGGAUCCUGACCCUCUGCUGACCUGUGAUCUGAUGGACGGACGCUGGGAGUUCAGUUCCCUGCUGAUGCUGGUGGAGACCGAUGUGUGUACACUAGGGAUGUAACGACAUCAGAAGACUACAGCGGACGGUCAGGACUGCUGCGAGGAUUACCGGUGCCCAGCCUCCAAGAUCUUUACCCCUCCAGAGUGAGGAAAAGGGCUCGGAGAGUCACGUCCACCUCACUCUCUCUUUGAACUCUUGCUUUCUGGUCGGCGCUACAGAUUGGACUGAAGUACGACGAAGAGAAUCAGAUGCUGGUUCAAGACAACCGAGCUUGCAAACCUUUGUUUUUAUUUCAGUUUUUUAUAUCAGUAUUUUAUUUGUAAUGUAUUUAACCCAUAUACAAUAAAACUAUAUUUAAUUAUAACUAAAAGCUGGCCUGCCUGAAGAGUCUGAUUUAUAGACUUGAGCAGAACAGACCACGGAGAAGUCUUCUGAGACCCGUUUUGUUUUUAUGCUUCUAGGACAGACUCGACUUUCUUUACCUAACCUGAGAAUAAAUAAAAUAAGGAAGGUGUAUGGAAUUUAGCACCGCAAUCACUGAGCACCAGAACGACCAGCACAGGAACCGUUUCUAUAUUCAGCCUGAGCAAUUCAACUUUCAUAAUUAUACAUCGUCCAUCACAACUGACACAUUUAUACACAGAAUCCAAAAUUUGCACACUUUGUAAAUAACAUAUCUGCACACUUAUAACACAUCUGUACAUUUAUCUAAACCAAUUACAUUUUUCUCCUAUACUUUUAUUUCUGUAUAUAGUACAUUUCUUUAUUUUUCUUCAUGUUAGUGUUAUAUUCCAUCCCUGCUGUGUUAUUCAUAUGCAUGUGUGUAAACAUAGUAAUAAAGCUUUUCUGAUUCUGAAAUAUCUAAUGUAAAUGUUCAAAUAAAGCUUUGAAAAGUUUCAUAAAAAGGUA